This is a messenger RNA of Cuscuta europaea, 664 nucleotides long. The record is from the annotation of a GenBank genome assembly. NCBI's taxonomy places the organism in Eukaryota, Viridiplantae, Streptophyta, Magnoliopsida, Solanales, Convolvulaceae.
AGGGGCUCAAAUUGGAGAUACCAUUGUUUCUGGUACAAAUGUUUCAAUCAAAAUUGGAAAUGCCCUACCUUUGACCGAAAUCCCCUUAGGCACGACUAUACAUAACCUAGAAAUUACACGUGGAAGGGGUGGACAAUUAGCUCGAGCAGCGGGUGCAAUGGCGAAACUGAUUGCAAAAGAGGGUAAAUCAGCUACAUUAAAAUUACCUUCUGGCGAGGUCCGUUUUAUAUCCCAAAACUGCUCCGCAACAAUAGGACAAGUCGGGAAUGUUGGGUUCAACCAAAAAAAUUUGGGUAGAGCUGGAGCUAAACGAUGGCUAGGUAAGCGUCCUGUAGUCAGAGGAGUAGUUAUGAACCCCGUAGACCAUCCACACGGGGGCGGUGAGGGUAGAGCUCCUAUUGGAGAGAAAAAAACCUACAACCCCUUGGGGUUAUCCCGCACUUGGAAGAAAAACUAGAAAGAGGAAUAAAUAUAGUGAGAAGCUCAUUCUUCGUCACCGCAGUUAAUAUAAUAGUAUAAUAUAGUUAAUAGAGUGAAUAUACUUAAUGUAAUAUAUAUAGUAUAAAAAUUAAUAUAAUAGAACAAAUUAAAUUUAUUCAUUCAAUUAUAUGAAAAAUAAAAAAAUAAAAGAAUAAUAAAAUUUAUAGGAGUAAACUGUGGCACG